AUGAAGGGACCAAUACAUAUUGUUGUGUUGGGAAAGGAAGGAGUUGGUAAGACAGCACUAGUGGUGAGGUUUUUAACCAAAAGGUAUUUAUCAGAAUAUGCUCAAACUGACGAAGCUAUUUAUGAACGGAAUGUGUCCGUGGACGAGAGGAACACAGCUUUAAGGUUUACAGAUAUCAGCGGCAAGGAUGUAGAAAGAAGAGCAGCCAAUAAAGAAAUGAUCAGUAAAAUGGAUGGUAUAAUUGUGGUCUAUAGUAUUAUAGACAGACACAGUUUUGACGUGGCUAAAAAUAUCAUCAGUUGGCUACAGAGAGAACGACGACCAGCGCCACCCAUACCUCUCCUUCUCCUUGGUAACAAAUGUGACCUUGGACAUCGAAGGGUGGUAGAAAGCCCGGGUUUAGACAGCCCAGACUGGCAGACAGAUUCCGACUGUUUUCUCAGAUUCGAAUGUUCAGCUUGUGAUGAUGUAGACGGAGUAGAUGAAGUUUUUACCAAAUUCAUCCGGAAAAUCCAAGAAAAACGUGAUCCAUCGAGUAAACCGCCUAGAAAAGUGAAUCAUCAUUCUUCCGGACUGGGUUCACCAACCCAACUACGUGCUGCCAUUAGACGGCGGUUCAGUGUUUUUAAUCGCGAUAGAACGACAUUUUAA
Messenger RNA from Lottia gigantea (owl limpet), 651 nucleotides. RefSeq lists its product as hypothetical. The coding region runs from base 1 to 651 and encodes 216 amino acids. NCBI's taxonomy places the organism in Eukaryota, Metazoa, Mollusca, Gastropoda, Lottiidae. Gene Ontology annotation, molecular function: GTP binding; GTPase activity. The transcript is spliced from 5 exons. The record is from RefSeq and is a predicted model, not a curated record.